CCAGGCAGAGGCUGUAGCAGCAAAGCAGUAAUCCCGAAGGGCAGGCAUAGGACAAAGCGGCAUGGCUGCAGCUCACACGGGCGGCGGCGGCGGCGGCAUGGGCAAGGCGGCGGGUGGCGGGCGGCUGGAUGCGUUUGCGCAGCGCAAGGCGGGUGUGGUGGCGUCGCUGGCGGCGGACUGCGGCGACAAAAGCCGCAAGGGCAGUGUGGAUGCCCCGGUUGCGGAGCUGGUCGCGCGCAUCAACGCCCACCCCGCCGUCUACACCACCUCCUCCUGCUCCGGCCGCAUCUCGGUGUUUGGCGAGCCGGGGCCGCAGGAUCGCGCCGCGGGGCGCAAGGGCGGCGAAUGGGUGUACGCCACACACGAGCGAGCCAGCGCCGAGGAUGUGAUUGCCGCCGUACACGCCCGGGCGGGCUCGGGCGCGCGACUGGUGCUCCGCUUCGAGCCGUUCAUCCUGGCUCUGGAGGCCCACAACGCGCUGACUGGACAGGCGGUGCUGGGGGCGGCGAGGGCGGCGGGCAUGCGCGAGAGCGGCCUCACGUUGGGCAGCGGCGGCCGGAGAGUCAUGGUGGGCAUCCGCUACUCCCUGCGGCUGGAGGUGCCCGUGGCCGACGGCGGUGCCGUACUGGUCCCGGAUUCGUACAUCCGGUACAUUGUGGAUCUAGCCAACGAAAAGUACGACCAGAACCUGGACAAGAUCCGGAAGUUUGAGGCGGAGCUGUUCCGGGUGCUGCAGGAUCCGGAUCUCGGAUCUGAUGCCACCGGCGAGCCCGGCACCAAAUCUGGAUCCAAGCGGGCGGCGCCGGCGGCGGGCCUGGCGGCGGUGCCGGCGCGCCGCCGCCGCGGCGGCGGGGAGGCGGCGGCGGCGGCAGGUGCCGGCUCGGUGUCGGCGCUGGAGGGGCUGAAGCGGCGGCAGGCGGCGGUGCUGGGCCGGGUGCGAGCGCUAGAGGCGCGGCUUGGGCUGGCCGGGAGCGGGGCUGUAGCAGCGGCUGUAGCAGCACUGGCGGCUGUAGCAAAGGCCAAGCCCGCGGCUGUGAAACCUGUCGCCAAGGCGGCUCUAGCAGCAGUAGCGUCGGUGGCAGCGACGAAGGCAGUAGCAAAGCCAGCGGCGGCGGCUGCUACUGCCGCGGGCAGCGGGGGCGCGGGGCCGCUGCUGCGCUGGCUGGGCGUGCCGGUGUUCCCGGAGCAGGGCACGGUGGAGGAGAUGGUGCCGCGCUGGGGCCACGCCUCCGCCGCCGCCGGCCACAUUAUCUAUCUGCUCGGUGGUUAUGGCGGCGGCGGCGCGCACGCCCGCCGCAGUGACGUACUGACGUACGACACACGUGCCCGUGCAUGGGGCAACUUUGAGCUGGCGGACGGUGCCACGGCGGCGGCACCACUGGCGCGCAUGGGGCACGCCGCCGCCGCCAUUGGCGGCUGUAGCAGCAGUGGCGGCGGCGCCACUGGAGAUGCGCCGUACAUCGUGAUGGUGGGCGGCCGUACGAGCCCCAUGGACGCACUGGGCGACGUUUGGAUCCUGGAUCUGGCUGCGCGGGCCUGGAUCCAGGUGGCGGCGGCCCUGGAUCCAACCGACACGGCCGGCGCGCCGCUGGACGCUGCUACAGCCGCGGCCGGCGCCUUCCCCGGCCGCUACCGCCACUCGGUGGUUGCGGUGCCGCCGCAGCCGCAGCCGGCGACCGGCAGUAGCAGCAGCGGCAGUAGCAGCAGCGGCAGUAGCAGCCGCGGCGCGCACGCGUUGGACGGGUGGCGGGUGGUGGUGCACGGCGGCCGCAGCGCGGAAGCUGUGCUCGGUGACACGUGGAUCCUGAGCCGCGACCCGGCGGCGGCGGCGGCUGUAGCAGCCGGCAUUCCGGCUGUAGCAGCCGGCUGGCGCUGGCGGCGCGUGGCGGCGCGGGGCGCGGUGCCGUGCCCGCGCAAGUCGCACGCCGCCUGCUACGUCCCUGCGAGCGCUCUGGGGCCCGCGGCUGCUGGUGGUGGUGGUGCUGCUGCUGCUACAGCCGCCUCCUCGUCAGCCGGCCGCAUGUACGUGCACGGCGGCACGUGCGGGUACGGCGUGCACUUCUCGGACGUGUCGUACCUGGAUCUCGACACGCUCACGUGGCACCGUGGUGAUGCGGCGGCGGCGCCGCCGCCAGCGGCUGUGGGCUCGCCGCCGCAGGAGCUACUGCCGCCGGCGUGCUUCAGCCACACGCUCAACCGCUGGGGCCGUUACCUGCUGUUGGUUGGCGGUUACCCAACCGACCACCACCGGCGGUUGUGCGUGAUGGACGUGCGGUCGCACGAGUGGCGCUCCUUCGACUGCGGCGUGGAUCUGGCUGUAGCAGACCGGGCAGACGGCGCGGCUGUAGCAGCUGCGGGCGCUGCUGCUGCUGCGGUGGCGGCGGCGGCGACGGCAGCUGUAGCAGCUGGCGGCGGUGGCGGAGGCGUGGCGGCGGUACCGGCGGGGCCGCCAAUGUUGGACUUUGUGCCCAUCCGGCACUGCGCCGAGGUCGUCGCCACCGGCAGUAGCAGCGGCAGCAGCGGCAGUAGCGGUAGCAGCGGAGGCGGCGAGUCGCUGUUUGUGAUGGGAGGCGGGGCGUUCUGCUUCAGCUUCGGCACGGUGUUCGGCGGCUGCUUUGAACUGCCGCUGUCGGGCGGCGGCAGUAGCGGCAGUAGCAAGGCUGCGCCGGGCACGCUGACGGCGGCCGUACGGCGGGAAGCGGAGCGUGCCGGUGGGGCUGAUAGGGCUGGUGGGGCCGGCGGCGCGGAGCUGAAGGCUAGCACCGGUAUGAGUAGCGGUGCUAGCCCGAGCAGCGGUGCUAGCCCUGGCGCCGGCGUUAGGAGGCAGCAGCAGCAGCCCAACCAGCAGCAACAGGGGCAACAACAGCAACAUACCGCUCCUUCUGUCGCAGCCCCCGCCACGUCUGCCCUCGCGGCUGCUGAUUUAAAGCCGAACCCUGCUGGCCAGGGGUUCCCAGCAACGGCGGCACCCGCGGCGGCGGCAUCGGCUGCGGCGGAGGCGGAGGCAUCAUCGGCUGCGGCGGCGACGGAGGCAUCGGCGGCUGCGGCGGCGACAGAGGCAUCGGCGGCGGUGGCGGCGGCUGAGGGAUGGGCGGUGCGUGUCCUCAGUUCCGCUGCCAAGGCCGUCAAGGACGCGCUGAAAGCCGCCGGCUACCUAGAUGCCUCCCGGCGUAGCGGCAGUAGCAGCAGCAGCAGCAGCAGUAGUGCUAAUGCUACCGCCAGUGGUGCCGCAGGCAGCAGCACUGGCGGCGGCGGCGCAGGACCUGUAGCGGCGGCGGCAACGGCGGCGGGGCAUGUGCUACUGCCGGUGACGCCCGAGGCGGCGGCGGCGCUGGGGGCGGCGGCGCCUGCGGCGGUGGCGGCGGAGGCGGCGGCGGAGGGAGUACGGGAGGUUUUGGAAAAGGCGGGCGCGCAGGUGGUGCGCGUGGCGCUGGCGCGCGCAGGCCGCGCCGCCGCCAGCCCCGCCCUCCGAAUGCGGGAGGCGGUCACACAGCUGCUUCAGCAGGCACAGCAGCAGCAGCAGCAGCAGCACCAGGCCUCGAUCGGCAGUAGCACCGCCAGCAGCAACGGCGUCGGCAGUAGCAACGGUGUCGGCAGUAGCAGUGGCGCCGGCGUUGGCAGUAGCUGGGAGGCGCUGUUUGCGGACCUGCCCACCAAGUGGGAGCGGCUGGGAGAUCUGGUGCUACUGCCGGCCGACAGCCUGACUCAUCCCGGCUGGGUGGCGGCGCUCGGCGGCAGUAGCAGCGGCAGUGGCAGUAGCAGCGGCAGUAGCAGCGGCGACGUCAGUGGCUGCGGCAAGGGCAGUAGCAGCGGCAGCAGCAGCGAGGAGCGGGCGGUGCUACUGCCGCUGUGGCGGGCGGUGGCGGAGGCGCUUGGAGUGAGGCGGCUGGCGAGGCAGGCGCCGGUAGCCAACACGGGCACACGCGACAGCCGGGCCGUGCUUCUGCUCGACGGCGGUGAUGACGUCACCCCUGGAGGCGGCGGCGGAGUGGGCAGCGACCAGGCCGGCUGGGUGACUCACCGCGAGGGCGGCGUGCUCUUCAGUCUGGACGUGACGCGUUGCAUGUUCUCAUCGGGCAAUGUGACGGAGCGCACGCGACUGGGCUGGGGUCGCGGCCUGACGCCUGCGGCGGGCGGGCCCGGCGGCGGGCGGCAGGGGCGCCAGGGCUGGGCGGCGGGCGAGGUGGUGGCGGACCUGUACACAGGCAUCGGCUACUACACACUGCCGCUGCUGGUGGUGGGCGGUGUGGCCAAGGUGUAUGCGUGUGAGUGGAACCCGCACGCGCUGGAGGCGCUCCGGCGCAACCUGCAACAGCCGGCGCUGGGGGACGCGGGGGGGCCGCCCGUGGCCGCGCGGUGCGAGGUGCGGCCGGGCGACUGCAGGCAGGUGGCUCCGGCGGGUGUGGCGGACCGUGUGCUGCUGGGGUUGCUGCCGAGCAGCCGCGGCGGCUGGGAGGCGGCGGUGGCGGCUCUGAGGCCGGAGCGAGGCGGCUGGCUGCAUCUGCACCACAACAUCAAUGACGCCGACGACGCCGACGGCUCCUGGGCCGCGGCCUGCCUGGCAGCGCUGCGGGGGAUCGCGGCGGGGCAGGGCCGGGCGGGGUGGAGCGUGCGGCUGGCGCACGUGGAGCGUGUCAAGUGGUACGCCCCCCACGUGCGACACGUGGUGCUGGACAUCGAGAUGCGCCCGCCCGACUACACACCACCGCCGCCGCCUCCGCUACCUGCCGCUACUGCUGCUGCCGCUACUGCUACUGCCGCCUCCGGGACCACUGCCAAACGGCCGCAGCCGCAGCAGCCGAAGGCUGCUGCCACAGCCGCGGCGACGGCGGCGGCGCCGCCGCCGCCGGCAACCGCUGUGGCGGCGGCGCCGCCGCCGCCGCCGACGGCUCCCAGUGGCGGCGGGCGGUGGUACGAGCGGCCGUACAGCGAGCUGAAGUGUGUACGACGGGUGGCGGCGGCGGGCGGGAUGAGCCGGCGGGAGUUUGAGCGGGACGUUAGCACGGCACGCGUGCCGGUGGUGCUGGAGGGUCUGGACCUGGGCCCGGCGCCGCGCAAAUGGACGCCGCAGUACCUCAUGAGCCUGCCCGGGGCUGACACAACCCUGGUGAGCGUGCACGUGACGCGCGAGCCCUCCGGCUGCCUGGACUUUGUGAACAAGAACUUCGCGUUCAAGACCAUGCCACUCAACGAGCUGGUGGCCCGGCUGGCCGGACUGCCGCCGCCGCGUGGUGCAGCUACUGCCGUUGUGGCUGCUACUGCCGCUGGGGCUGCUGGUGCUACUGCCGGCGCAGCUGCUGCUACUGCCGGCGCGGCUGGUGCGGCGGCUGCCGUCGUCAGGGACGCUGCUACUGCCAGUGGUGGUGCUAGUGCUACAGCUGGAGCUGGCAGCGGUGCUACUGCCGGGUGGCCGGAGCUGGUGCCUGCGGGGCCGCAGUACGGCACCGGGCCGGAGGUGCUGUACCUGCGGAGCAUUGGCGAGAACCCGCGGAAGGAAGCCGCCGACCUGGCCGCCUCCUUCCCCGCCCUGGCCGCCGACCUACGACUGCCCACACACCUCAUCCCGGAAGCGGCGGAGCCGGAGGCGGCGGAGGCGCCGGAGGCGGCGGAGCCGGAGGCGGAGCCGGAGGUGGAGGCGGCGGCUGUACCCAGUCGCGGCGGCGGCCAGCAGGCGGCGCGUAGUGGUGCUGGCGGCAGCUUAUAUGGCGGCGGCGGCAACGAUGGAGGUGGCGGAGGAGGCGGUGGAGGAGGUGGCGGGGGCGGCCCGCUGCACAGCACUGUGUUGCGGCUGAGCAGUCCCGGGCUGACGCUGUGGACGCACUACGACGUCAUGGACAACUUCCUGGUGCAGGUGGCGGGGACCAAGCGUGUGCUGCUGUGGCCGCCCGCCUGCCACGACGCGCUGCACGUGGCCGGCUCCUCCUCGCCCGUCAUCCACACCGCCGCACCCGACCUACAGGCCCACCCGCGGUACGCGGGCUGCCCGGCGCCACUGCUGGCGGAGCUGCGGCCCGGCGACGUACUGUUCCUGCCCAGCCUGUGGUUCCACAACGUCACCACCAUCAGCACAUCCGCCGGCAGUAGCAGCAGCAGCAAUGGCAGUAGCAACGGCAGUAGCAGCGGCAGUAGCAAUGGCAGUAGCAAUGGCAGUAGCCGCGGCGGUAGCGGCAGUGUGGGGGCUGCGGCGGGCGAGGUCAGCAUCAGCGUCAACGCCUUCUGGCGCCACCUGCCCGCCCGCCACUACCACAGGAAGGACCUGUACGGCAACAGGGACCUCGUGGAGGCCGAGACCGCCGACAAGGCUGGUGAGGAGGCGGCGGCGGCGCUGUCCAGCCUGCCGCCCCACUACCGCGACUUCUACUCAGGCCGGCUGUUGGGGCGGCUUGGGCGGCGGCUGCUGGGACGAGAGCUGCUGCAGCCGCCCGCCAUGCUCUAGAUUGCAUUGGCUACAAGAGGAAUCCGCCAUGCUCUAGAUUGCAUUGGUUACAAGAGGGAUCCGCCAUGAUCUAGAUUGCAUUGUUUACAAGAGGGAUCCGCCAUGCUCUAGGUGCAGGUGUUUGUUAGGGGUUGAGAGUUGGGAGGAACGCGGGGAAGAGGCCUUUGGAGUUGGGAUGAAGUUGGAUGUCAGGGGGGCGCUUGCUGAAAUGAGGCAGGGAGGGGACGUUGUGUACCCCCGAGCCCGAAGGAGUGAGUGUAGGUACCAGCCCCAACUUAACCGAACCAAGCCAAGCUAGCGGAGCGCAGGCAGAGGGGUGAAAGGGAGGGGUUGAGAAUAGCAGCGCAAGCAAGGGGCAGUUUCCGCCCUUGCGCCACGGAGCGCUCUAGCUUGCGGACUACUGGAGGAGGGGGUGGCCGGGGCGCCGCGCGAUUGUGAUUUCUGAAGGGCGUUCUCUUGCGGUCUUGGGGAUUCGCGAUCUUGUAGUUGGGCGUGCAGCCAAACUAGUUAGGCUAGUUCUUGGGCUAGUCAUAAUAUGCUGAGGUAGGUCACGAGCAGCUGGCGAGGCCUUGUGUGAUAGUACGUUUGGAGGGAGGUGUCCAUGCGGCGGGUGACUGGACCUGGUAUGGAUGCCGUUUGGGGCACGCUGGGAAUCCACCAGCACGGGGGAGUCGGUGACACAGGCGAGGGCUGCGUAUGCGAUGGGAAAGUGUCAAGGUAGGCUGGUAAGUCUCGCAGGGUGCAGCUGAAUUCCAGACCCCACGGGGGAGUUCGUGCCGCAGGCGAGGGCUGCGUGUGUGUGCUGACGUGUAGAGAACCGUCAUUGACGGACAAACGGUCCUGGCUGCCCUGUGAGGGCACGUUUUGCUUGUUGCUAGCCUCAAUGCGCACGCACGGCGCCACGCUUGCUGCGCGCCUGCACGUUUGUAAGUUUGUUUACCG
Chlamydomonas reinhardtii is the source of this 7378-nucleotide messenger RNA. RefSeq lists its product as uncharacterized. The transcript is spliced from 20 exons. Gene Ontology annotation, molecular function: tRNA methyltransferase activity; protein binding. Lineage: Eukaryota; Viridiplantae; Chlorophyta; Chlorophyceae; Chlamydomonadales; Chlamydomonadaceae. Gene Ontology annotation, cellular component: cytoplasm. Bases 62 to 6436 code for a protein of 2124 amino acids. Gene Ontology annotation, biological process: tRNA methylation. The record is from RefSeq and is a predicted model, not a curated record.